AUGAAGGCAAUGAUGAAAGCAAUCAAAGACCAGUACAAAAGCCAAAUUGACAAUCUGAUCAGACACAAGGAGAAUCUUGCGAAAGAAAGCUGUGAUGAAAAUGUUCAGCCAACAGAAGGAGAAAAAUUUCAUUGUGAAGAUGAUGAAGAAGAGAAUGAUAAAGAAAUGAAUGCCAGUUUGAAUAAAACACUCAAUGAAAUAUUCAAACAGACAAACAUAGACCAGAACGAAGAGGAGAACGAGGAGCAAACACAGAAAGAAGAUGAUUCACAACCAUCUACAGUCGAUCUUGCUGCAUCUACACCGAAGCCAAAAGAAAAGGAGCAAGAUGAUUCUGCUCCAGGAGCUGUGAAUAGGGAAAGCAUCCCAAAAGAAGGAGGUCCACUGGGGGAAGUUGCAACAGAACCACCAGAACAAUCUGUUCAAGAAGGUCUGAAUCAGGGAACACCACAACAAGAGGACACCCCGAAAGCAGUUCCAGAACAGACAUAUGCAAAAGAAACAGGAAAAAAAGGAGCUACCAAAAUAGCAGAUCCAAUGGAAGUUGAUAAGGAAACAACAGAAGAAGGGAAUACAGGGCAAGCUGCGCAAAAGACUGCAGAAACUGACAGCGAGAAAACGGUGUCAGAUGAUGUUGUUCGAGAAGAGGCUCCAAAACUGACAACCGAAGCUGCUGAGAAGCCUAAAGUGACAAGGGAAGACGACAUUCCAUCCUUUGAUCUCAGCCCUCUCAACCGUCAAACACCAACAACACCAACGAAGUUGACUACCAACACGGCAACCGAUCAACCAGGAGAGCCUCGCAAAAGAAGAAUUGUGGUGAAGAAUGUGCACGGAAAUGAAAAGAAGGCAAGAGCAACACCACCACCAGCACAGCCACAAAGCACCCAGUCACAGACGGAGUCAUAUGCUAUAUGGUCAAAUCUGUACACAAACAGCCAAGAGAAGCUCAAGGAAGUCCGUGAAUGCAUAGAUGCUUACCUAGAGGACCUGAAUUCUCCAACUGUCGAACCAGUUGCUCCACAAUCACAAAAAUCACCAGUUGAAUGGUCAACACCAACACAAAAAACACCUGAUGAUAUGUUCAACAACAUCCUGGAGUACAUAAGAUGCAAAAACAAGAAAUUUGUCAAGAGGUAA
This is a messenger RNA of Linum trigynum, 1140 nucleotides long. The record is from the annotation of a GenBank genome assembly. Lineage: Eukaryota; Viridiplantae; Streptophyta; Magnoliopsida; Malpighiales; Linaceae.